Messenger RNA from Momordica charantia (bitter melon), 2178 nucleotides. NCBI's taxonomy places the organism in Eukaryota, Viridiplantae, Streptophyta, Magnoliopsida, Cucurbitales, Cucurbitaceae. The record is from RefSeq and is a predicted model, not a curated record.
ACGAGCUUCGUAGCGCCGCCCAGAAAUGGCGCUUUCUGCACCUUCACUGAUAUUUUCACCCGCCUCCGCCUCUUCCGAUCCGCCUUACAGGCUCCUCCAAGACCACCCAUCUCUCAGGCUCCUCUCCAAAUGCCAAAACAUUCCAACUCUGAAACAAAUCCACGCUCAGAUCAUCAAGACCGGUCUCCACAACACCCAGUUCGCCCUCAGCAAGCUCAUCGAGUUCUCCGCCGUUUCACGCUCCGGCGACAUCUCCUAUGCCGUCUCCCUCUUUAAUUCCAUUGCAGACCCCAAUUUGUUCAUUUGGAAUUCCAUGAUUCGAGGGCUUUCGAUGAGUCUGUCGCCGAUUCUGGCCUUGGUUUUCUUUGUCAGGAUGAUUUGUUCUGGGAGCGGUGAAAUGAAUAGUGCGCAAUUGGUGUUUGAUAAAAGUAACUUCAGGGAUGCGAUUUCUUUCACUGCUCUAAUAUCUGGUUAUGCUUUGUGGGGUUAUAUGGAUCGCGCUCGGCAAAUGUUUGAUGAAAUGCCUGUGAGAGAUGUGGUGUCUUGGAAUGCAAUGAUUGCUGGCUACGCACAAACUGGUCGAUCGAAAGAGGCGUUGUUGUUGUUUGAGGAAAUGAGGGAAGCAAAUGUCGCCCCGAAUGAGAGUACUAUUGUCUCGGUCCUUUCUGCUUGCGCUCAGUCCAAUGCUCUAGAUUUAGGAAACUUGAUGCGCUCUUGGAUUGAAGAUCGCGGGCUUCGUUCAAAUCUCAAGCUUGUUAAUGCACUUAUUGACAUGUACUCGAAGUGCGGUGAUCUUCUGACUGCCCGUGAAUUUUUUGAUGAAAUGCCUGAAAGGGAUGUGAUCUCAUGGAAUGUUAUGAUCGGUGGUUACACUCAUAUAUGCAACUAUAAAGAAGCCUUGGCGCUCUUCCGCCAGAUGCUAGCCUCGGGCAUUGAGCCCACUGACAUAACCUUCCUUAACAUUCUUCCGUCCUGUGCUCAUUUAGGUGCCAUUGACCUUGGUAUGUGGAUACAUGCUUAUAUAAACAAAAACUUCAAUUCAGCCAGUACCUCUCUUUGGACGAGUCUGAUAGAUAUGUAUGCUAAAUGUGGUAAUAUAGACGCGGCGCGACAGGUUUUCGAUGGUAUGAAAACCAAAAGCUUGGCCUCUUGGAAUGCUAUGAUAUGUGGGUUAGCAAUGCAUGGACAAGCAGAGGACGCUCUAGAGCUUUUCUCAAAAAUGUACAGUGAUAGAAUUGAACCAAAUGAGAUAACCUUUGUCGGUGUCUUAUCUGCUUGCAAACAUGCUGGCUUGGUAGAUCUUGGACGCCAAUUUUUUAGCUCUAUGGUUCAGGAUUAUAAGAUUGCACCGAAAUUCCAACAUUAUGGAUGCAUGAUAGAUCUACUCGGGCGAGCUGGGUUGUUUGAGGAAGCAGAGUCCUUGAUACAGAAUAUGGAGAUGAAACCAGAUGGAGCUAUUUGGGGUUCCCUUCUUGGGGCCUGUAGAGACCAUGGACGAGUCGAGUUGGGAGAAUCAGUUGCCGAACGUUUAUUCGAAUUGGAGCCAGAUAACCCUGGAGCUUAUGUGCUUUUAUCUAACAUAUAUGCAGGAGCUGGUAAAUGGGAUGAUGUUGCAAGAAUAAGAACAAGGCUGAAUGACAGGGGAAUGAAGAAAGUCCCUGGUUGUACCACCAUUGAAGUCGACAACGUCGUUCACGAGUUUCUAGUCGGGGACAAGGUUCACCCACAAAGUGAAGAUAUUUACAAGAUGCUAGAAGAAGUAGAUAGACAACUAAAGGUGACUGGAUUUGUGCCAGAUACAUCCGAGGUACUCUAUGACAUGGAUGAAGAGUGGAAAGAAGGAGCUCUAAGUCACCAUAGUGAGAAAUUAGCAAUUGCUUAUGGAUUGAUUAGUACAAAACCAGGAACAACAAUUACAAUCAUUAAGAAUCUUCGCGUCUGCCGUAAUUGUCAUUCUGCCACAAAGCUAAUAUCCAAGAUAUUCAAUAGGGAGAUUAUUGCUAGAGAUAGAAAUCGUUUUCAUCACUUCAAAGAUGGUUCUUGCUCAUGUAACGACUAUUGGUGAAUAAUUCACAUAAGAAAGACAAUUAGCAAACACCAAGUACAUUUUCUUGGUAUUUGCCUGAGAUAGAUCUCUUUUGAUCUUGGAAUCAAUGCCAAUGUUUACUUAUUCUUACA